AAAGACCAUUUUACCAUCAAAUCUGAAGGAAAAAUACAAAAGAGUACCAAGAUAGCGGAAAGUGUAUUUACCUCAAACAGUCAAAUUUUUUAGUUAACGUUAGACCGUUUUACCAUCACUGACAAGAUCCCCUUUGCAUCCAAAGUCAAAUUUUAGGUAUGGUGGGAAAUGUAAUUGCGUCUCCAUAUUGCAGGCAGCUCGUAGGUUGUUUUUAAGUCGUCUGAAAAGGAUGGAGACCAAGUGUGAAGUGGAGACUCCAGACUUUUCUCAUCUUAAGCCUGCUGACUUUGAACAUGUGUACGAGCCAGCUGAAGAUACAUUUCUUUUAUUAGAUGGUCUCCAAAAGGAAGCAGCUUUUAUUAAACAAUUGCAGCCAACCAUCUGUGUGGAAGUUGGAUGUGGCUCAGGGAUUAUCAUUUCUGCUCUUUCAAAACUUGUCAACCAGUCAGCAUUAUGCAUUGCUACAGAUAGGAAUCCGUAUGCUACACACUGUACUAAAAGGACCACCCAACAAAAUUCCUGUCAAGUUGAAGUCAUGAACUGUGACCUUUUGACCCCCCUAGAACGAAGGCUUCAAGGGUCAGUGGACAUUCUUAUAUUCAAUCCUCCUUAUGUGGUGACUCCUUCCAGUGAGAUGAAGAGCAGUGGCAUUGAAGCUUCGUGGGCAGGUGGAGCAGAUGGACGUGAAGUAACAGAUAGACUCCUUCCACUUGUACCUAACCUACUCUCACAGCAAGGAGUUAUGUAUCUAGUAGCCAUCAGAGAGAACAAGCCAGAGGAGUUGAUGACCUGGAUGUCUUCAAUGGGCUUGGACUCAUCUGUGGUCCUCACAAGAAGAGCUGGUCCUGAACAUCUUUAUAUCCUCAAGUUUUACAGAGAUUCAUCAGUGAGAUGAGUUUGGUUUCUUAUAACAUAAAUUG
Molecule: messenger RNA, 920 nt
Organism: Lytechinus variegatus (green sea urchin)
Lineage: Eukaryota; Metazoa; Echinodermata; Echinoidea; Temnopleuroida; Toxopneustidae
Gene: n6amt1
Product: methyltransferase N6AMT1-like
Exons: 6
Coding region: 230-895 (221 amino acids)
Biological process (GO): methylation
Cellular component (GO): eRF1 methyltransferase complex
Molecular function (GO): S-adenosylmethionine-dependent methyltransferase activity; protein methyltransferase activity; nucleic acid binding
Source: RefSeq, a predicted model, not a curated record